Messenger RNA from Geodia barretti, 328 nucleotides. The record is from the annotation of a GenBank genome assembly. NCBI's taxonomy places the organism in Eukaryota, Metazoa, Porifera, Demospongiae, Tetractinellida, Geodiidae.
CGGCCGUGUGUGUUGGCGCACGUGUCUCUCUAGACGCAAUUGAAUGUCUACUGAAAAGGUGUUGGUAGUUGUGACAGUUUUUGAAGCGUUUCUUUUGCAGGUCGCAAAUUUUUAUGUUGCUCAGACGCAUCACUGGUUAUUGACGGUGUUAUUGAUGGAUAUACGCUGUCGACAGAUGCAGUCCCUUUAACAGCAUUGCAGUUAAACCUUCAAACUGAACUUGCUUGGGAAAUGGACCGAAAGACACUGCAUCAGCACAAACUUCACCACACACCUAUUAAAUUGCAGGUGGGGACGAGUCAUUUACACCUUUUUGUUUUGUAUGUAC